AACUGCUUUCGCUCGCAUCUCGCAAUGCCCUAUCACGUGGUUAAAUUAGUGCGGUUUUUUUUUCCUGGUGAGCUUGGAUCGCAAACAAGACUUUGCUUUCGUGACUUUGUGUGUGCUUGGAAUUCACCGUGUGUGAAUAGUCACAACUAGAACUCGAAUGCGACUUGCAAACGAAGACUUACUCCUUCGGAGACUCCCAUGCGACGGCAAGGGCAGGCAGAGCCGUUUGUGCUGACGGUGUGAUGUUUCCUCACCGCAGAAUGCCGUGCCACAUCACCAUUCUCUAUGUAUACAGCAUCAUCAGCCUCACGGCACUUUUUCACGCGACGCUUGUUGCAGCCGAGAUUGUUGCCAUCCCUCACAGCAAUUCCACACCAGGGAUAAAGCACUUCUUCGAUCAAGAGCUGAGUUUCUCGGCUAUGGUGCCUGAUGAAGGAGUUCCUGGCUUGCUAACCAUUGCAUCACCUUUAGCAGCAUGUCAACCAAUUGCCCCUCCACCAUUUCCAUCCAAUGACAGUUUUGCCUGGUUUGUCCUGAUUGCCAGGUUCGAGUGUGGGCUGUCAGACAAAGCACGUUUUGCCCAAGAGGCAGGAUAUGAUGUGGCUGUGAUUUAUGACCGUAAAGCGCACAACAGUGGCCCUUUUGAGACCCACAUUACACCGGAGCCCAAGUACUACCCUGUCAGAGGAAAUGGCCUGAAGGACACUGACGACCUUAAUAUUUAUGCUGUUAUUGUGAGUGAAGAAACUGGGAUUCGGCUCAAGCGAUAUACUUACAAGGAUGACUAUGAGGUGAAGCUUUACCCAGAGAGUUUCCAGAGCAUAUUCAGCUAUCUGCUGCCCUUCCUAGUGAUUGUUGGUGUCUGCAUUCUUGGACUUCUAGUCUUUGUGUUUUGUGAAUCUCUCCCUCAGUUGGUGCGCUGCAUUCGAGACUGGCGCAAGAAGAGGAAGUCUCGGCUGUCGCGCAAGUUUCUCAGGCAGCUGCCAACUACAAAGUACAAGAAGGGAGACAUAUACGAGACGUGCGCCAUCUGCCUUGAGGAUUAUGUUGAAGGGGACAAGCUGCGCAUUUUGCCUUGUGCACACGCAUACCACUGCAAGUGCAUCAAGCCAUGGCUGCUGCACAACAGGCGUACAUGCCCCAUCUGCAAACGCAAGGUGGUCCUUCCAGGCAUGGACCCCAACUCUGACUCGGAAGGUGAAGACGAAGGGACCAAUGCCACAGAGCGUACACCACUGCUGGCGGGCUCCGGUGGUGGCGGUGGCGGAACGUUCGAUAGCUCACCGUCGCUGUUUCGCCAGCCAACAGAAGCUACACUCGUCGUACGGGGCUCCGCUAAUCGCCCCAUUAUUCACACGGCGAGCUUCCACCACGAAGACAGUGGCAUGCCGACUAGUAGCUCAUGCCCAACACACGUGAGCACGACACAUUCCCUGAACCGCGACGUUGACAGCAGCAGUAUCAGCAGUGGCGCCGAAGAUGAAGUGCAGGUCAGGCCUAGCCAGUCUGCAAGUACACAAGGUGAAAGCCAGCAUCAUUUGCGGUUGUAGCACACACACCGAAAGGAUAGGAGUUAGCCUUUAGUGGGCAGGGCAGUUACCACGGUAGUUUCGUACCUUUAGGAGUGUACUUUUUUUCGCACAACAAUAACUGCCGUCAUUGUCGUGAGCGGUCCAUCUGUCUGAAAGUUGGGCUAGUUUGUACAUUUGCUUGUCAGGUGGUUCGAAGAUGACGCAGACGCAAGAUUGUUGUGUGUCCCGUUUGCUUGUGUCUGUGUCUUCCUUAUGCUUUAGUUUUUUGACAAGCGGUAUCACGUUUGCACUGGUUUCCCUGUCACUAAUGCUUAGGGCAGUGAUGGUUUGUAAUUUAUGAAAACACUGCAGACACUACGUGUGAUGGGAAGUGCAGUAUUGAAAUCAUGUUGGUUGUUGUGGAACAAAAGUGCACACCUCAAGGUUUAAAAUCCUACUACAGUUUAGAGGAGCCAUAUAGAAUUCUCAAACACCGACUUGAUAGUGAUAACUCAGUGUAUGGGGUAUGUACCUGUUUAUUUGCCUCUGUCAGCGCACUUGUUUAGCAGACACAAAAGGAAACGACUACACGGCGCUAUGCUGGUGCAGUGUCACUUUUUGUCAAGUCAGCUGCUUGCAGUCAGUCGGGCUGUUGGAAUGUGUGUGUGCGCUCUCCAUAGCCGAAAUUUUAAUUCUCGCCCAGCCCCAUUUGGCAAUGGUACUGCUUCACACUUCGCUUGUGUGUGGUGUCUCUAGGUAAUCUCGAGAAAUGGUCCUAGUUCGCCUUAGUAAAUUGUAGGUGGCGGGUGCUGUCCUAAUUAUUACUGAUGCAGCCGUGCAAUAAAAAAGCGCCGUAUAAGUGGUUGCAGUACAGCUGAGGCUAGCGGUGUCUUGCAGCAUUGCUAUUUGGCUCAUCUGCACGUGUAGCAUGUCGCAGAUGUUUGCUGCGCCGAGUGGCCCAUGCUGGUCACUUUUUAAUGCUGGGCAGUGUUGUAAGUUGCUAAAGGGGCAUACAGGACAAUUCCUGGAAAGCAUUGACGUAGUGAAAGCCACAGCCCUUAAGCUUCAGUUAUUAAGACAGUUAGCACAUAGCUAUGUGAGGUCACUUCAUAACCAGCUUCUUCUUUGAAGUGUUCAUGUGUAUGUUGGGUAAUGGGCACCCAUGAUAUUGAUUGGGGCUGUAGCCAACCGAUCUGGAACAACUGAUGCACUGAGCAUAUAUAUAUGUGUGUGUGUGUGUGUGUGUGUGUGUGUGUGUCAUGCUGCCUUUAUUGUUGUAGCACCUGGAGUCUCUUAAGCUAGUAGAUUCUUGACUGUACAAGAGUUUGCAUUGUAAGCUUGCAGUGCUGUGUGAUCUGCAAGGGUUUCUACUGGUGUGUAAAUUUGCCUGGAUUCUUUUAUCUGUGCACCUGAGAGAAGAAUGUCACAUUUCUGGUAGUUGUUGUGUGGGAUCUAUGGCAUAGAUAUAGACUUGUUUUCAUAGCAACAACACUGAGUAUAAUUUUGCCAUUAGUCGUCAGUCAUGUUUCCACGUCCAGUGAUCCACAGACUAAACUGGUUGACAGUAACGUAGUGAGGUUACUCAUCGCAGGUCUGAAGGUAUGGGAACGUUUUGUCAUGAACUUGAUCCUUAAUGUAUCAUUUCAGCUUACUGGCAUGCUUUAUGUGUGUGCUGGUGCUGAAACUUGCAUAUUGUGAGUGGUAAUUUUAUGCAUUCAUUCAUAAUUCAUUGUCUGUAUAUCUUGCUUUAUCGUGCGAACAUUCAGCGGCCAGUCGUGCGAUGUUUUUUAAUAUAUCAUGAAGGGACUAUGGUGAUGGUGGGAGCAAAUUUUUCGCCCAAGACAUGUUCUGCGUGUCAUGUGGGCAAUCGUGUCACUUUAUUUGACUGGAUAUUGCGUCUAAAAAGCAGCGACGUUGUUGGCUUUGCAGCCUUCGCAAGAUACAAAGCUUAGUGGAAUCGGCACUGCAUGUUGCUGCCAAGUGCAAUUUUUACUCCUUGUGAUUCAGUGGCAUUUCAUUUUAACUUUGUUCAGGUACUUUUUUUUGUUCUGUGUGUGUGUUGUUUUUCGAAGCAAGUGUGUAAUCUGCAAUGUGUAAGCACUACUACGAAGACUAUGGUGUCCCUCCAGCAAGUAACAUCAGCAGUGCAACCUUGCAUAUCUGUAUCUUGGAAGACUGACUCAAACUACUACUUCCUUCGGGAGUGCGUGUAUGUAUAGUAUACAUAUAUAUAUAUAUAUAUAAAUAUAUAUAUAUAUAUAUAGCUGCAGCUUGCAUAGAUGGUGCGUCAUUAGGAUAGCGCUGUUGAAGUACAGCAGUUGAAACCUUUUCAUGUGCCACUUCAGCGAUUGUGUUGCACUACCGCGCAAACUGCAAUACAUGUUUUUCUAUUACUCGUCCCACGUGCGGCUGCUGUAUCCAUAAUGGACUAUGAUGAAUGCUGGCAAUCGACAAAUGUGGCUGAAAGCUUAGAUGUAAUAUGUAAUGGCAGCUUGUUAGAUCGGUAACACUGUAGCUCAAGUGAGUUGCUUUUCACCUAUCAUUAUGGUAGUAGUACUUGAAAACAUAAUACUAGCGUGAUUUAGUUUGUCAUAUAAUACAGUGCGAGAGAGACUGAUAGGGAAAAACAGCAUUGCUGGAGAUGUGUUGUGACGUACUGCACUCAAGUAUGGUGCGGUGUAAACAUCCUUGAAAUAAGAGUGGAGGACUACUAGAUAAUUGUGGGUAGUAUGCGGUUAGAGCACAUUGCCACUGGACAAUACCCGAGCUGCUGUCACCAUGUGCGCACCUCGUAUCGCGGGGGUACAACUGGCCAAUGCUCUGCAACGAGUGCUUUUGCCUGCAGUCUUGUUCAACUACCCUCCUUGUCUCUGGGAGUGUCUCUUGAUUGUGGGCUGCACGUGAAGUGGUGCUGCAUUGCUUUGUUUAGACAGACUAGAGUGGACUCAAUUGUGUACAGCGUGUUUUAUAUAUAAUGCACAAACACUUGUUCUCUUGUGGUGCUGCUAUAAUGGUAUUGGCGCUAGUCAUCAUUCUUUCUGACAGUCCCCAAGUAGAAAAGAAAGUGACGUCAAUGGAACCAGCUGUCCCCUGUUGCUGAUUAACCAUGUUUCUCUUGGGGUGCAUGCUUGGAGCUUAAAACGAGUACCACGAUUGUUUUUCCAGAAGAUGAAAAUAAAUGUUUAUUUAAAUUA
Molecule: messenger RNA, 4705 nt
Organism: Rhipicephalus sanguineus (brown dog tick)
Lineage: Eukaryota; Metazoa; Arthropoda; Arachnida; Ixodida; Ixodidae
Product: E3 ubiquitin-protein ligase RNF13
Exons: 9
Coding region: 243-1550 (435 amino acids)
Cellular component (GO): nucleoplasm; cytoplasm
Source: RefSeq, a predicted model, not a curated record